AUGCCUUCGUUACAGACAAUUAUUGUUAAUGAACCUGAUGGAAUUACAUUAUUUAAAAUAUUAAUACCUCAUGAAAAUCUUCGUUAUAUUGAUAUUGUAGUAGAAACAAUCGAUGAUUUAUAUGUAUUACUUGAUGGACUUGUACCUAACGUACAAAAAAUGAUUAUACAAUUAAGUCAACCACGUAUACUUUCUUAUAUUUGGCCAGAAAGUUUACUAUCAUGUCUUCGAUUAACUGAAUUUACAUUAUUAGAUUCUUCUAUUGAAUUAAAUAUUGAUAAUAUUAAAUCUAUUCUUCCUUUUAUGCCAAAUUUAAUCAAAUUAACAUUAAGUAUUCGUGAUACACCUGAUCCAAUAUUUUGUCAUGGUCCGUAUUUAGAAUCAAUAUUGAAUGAAUAUUUACCACAACUUCGUCAAUUUGAUUAUACAAUGACACAUAGAUCUGUUGAUCAAAUCUUAAUUGACGAUUUUACUCAAUGGUCAAUGCGUUUUGUUUUCAAUGAAAAUAAAGAUUUUAAAUGGGUUCAUAUAUAUUCAUUACCAUGGCCUUCAAAUAAAGAUGAUAAAAGACAAUUACCUAUUGUUAAAGGUGAAUAUAAUACAGAUGUUAAAAUAUUUGAAUGGAUAGAUCAUGUAUUGAUAACAAAAUCAAGUGAUUUAAUUCAAUUGAAGACAUGUUUUCAUCGAGUACGUAAGAUAACAAUUGAUAUAUCAAUUGAUAUUGCACUACCUGAACGUAUUCGUAAAAUAAUUUUUACAAAACCUCUUUUUACAAGUGCAACAAAUAUAAUAGUUCAACCUUUUGUUCGUCAUUUAGUUAUUCAAUAUCGUUUAACUGAUGCAGAAGAAAUCUCAAAUUUAGCUCAUCAAUUUCCUUAUGUUAAAUAUUUAGAAUUAUUAUUUCCAUCAAAUGAAAAUUUAUUUCUUGCGUGCUUUCAGACAUUAUUUAGUGUCUAUGAUUAUAUUAAUGCUAAGCGUCGAUUUUGGUCUUAUUUAAUAAGUUUUUCAACAAGAUUCUUUUAUGAUGGACUAGAUAAAAAUUUAACUAACCUUGAUAUUCAUUAUUGGCUUACUCGAAAUACUGACCUAAAAUUUAUUAAACGUCAGAUUUGUGUUAAUUGUUCUAAUUCAAUAUUAUCGAUUUGGUUUUGA
Rotaria sordida is the source of this 1152-nucleotide messenger RNA. Lineage: Eukaryota; Metazoa; Rotifera; Eurotatoria; Philodinida; Philodinidae. The record is from the annotation of a GenBank genome assembly.